Molecule: messenger RNA, 1277 nt
Organism: Solanum dulcamara
Lineage: Eukaryota; Viridiplantae; Streptophyta; Magnoliopsida; Solanales; Solanaceae
Product: tRNA-specific adenosine deaminase TAD2
Exons: 8
Coding region: 310-951 (213 amino acids)
Biological process (GO): tRNA wobble adenosine to inosine editing
Molecular function (GO): tRNA-specific adenosine-34 deaminase activity; zinc ion binding
Source: RefSeq, a predicted model, not a curated record
UUGUUAAGUUUCUACCCAAAAUUAAAGGACCCAUUUAAAUUAAUUAAAAAACUCACUCAAAUACAUAAUACCCACACCCAAAAAUAUAACCCAAACCCCCCAAACCAAUUCACUUAAACACUUGUUUAGCAGCAUCCUUUCCCCAAAUCUUCAUCCCCAGAAUCAUCCUCAACACUUAAUCCUCCAAUUUCUGCUCAACUUCCUCACCAUCAUCAUACUUAACCAAUUCUGUCGAAAGACUUCCGUGUAGAGGAGAAGGAGUGGUAGGACUGGUACUGCUGGACGCUGGUCGUCUCUCCGGUCUCGUUCAUGACUACCUCGAUGGCGAGCUAUGCGGAAGAGACAUUUGAAUUUAUGAAACUUGCUUUAGAACAGGCAAAUGAUGCAUUAGCCAAUCUUGAAGUUCCAGUUGGCUGCGUCGUUGUUGAGGAUGGGGAAGUCAUUGCCUCAGGAAGAAAUCGAACGACUGAAACAAGAAAUGCUACAAGACAUGCAGAGAUGGAAGCAAUUGAUUUUCUAGUUGAACAAUGGCAGAAUAAUGGACUUUCACCUCUUGAAGUUUCUGAAAGAUUCUCAAAGUGCAUUCUGUAUGUUACCUGUGAGCCAUGUAUAAUGUGCGCAGCAGCCUUGUCAUAUCUUGGAAUAAAGGAGGCAUAUUAUGGAUGUGCAAAUGAUAAAUUUGGAGGUUGUGGAUCGGUACUAUCACUGCAUUCCAGCAGCUCUGAGCUUCCAGCUAGUGAAUUAGCCUCAUCAAAAAAGGGUUUCAAAUGCACUGGGGGAAUAAUGGCUUCUGAAGCUGUUGCUCUUCUUCGGAGCUUCUAUGAGCAAGGAAAUCCAAAUGGUGCUGAUGAGAGUACAAAUGAGGAACUACUAUGUUGCGAAUGCCAUUUGCGCAACAGGCAAGAAAGAGCAAGUUCAGUUAUUGGAAGGAUAGAAUCAAGAAAGCUUUAGUUGGACUUUAUCGGGCAAGCAUAGAAGUAGAACUAGAUCAGAACAAGCUUACAAAUCGACAUGGAUUAACCUUUUGGCAAUUCGACUGAUGUGAUUGAACAGAAGUACAAGACGAGUUUAACUACUCAUAGACAUUAAUUUUUGAAGGAAAAGCUUGUUCUUUUCUUCUUUUCCAAUCGUCCUAGUGAAAUCAAUGAUUCUACUAACUAAAUGGGAACAGCCGGUACAAGAAGACAACAUUGAAUAACUGUUGCAUGCACCUAGGAACAAAAUAUAUAUUCAAGAAUAUUAUAUGGUUAUCAGAUGACACAUUUUCUUUGCAUCCA